Molecule: messenger RNA, 1360 nt
Organism: Culicoides brevitarsis
Lineage: Eukaryota; Metazoa; Arthropoda; Insecta; Diptera; Ceratopogonidae
Gene: wol
Product: dolichyl-phosphate beta-glucosyltransferase
Exons: 3
Coding region: 123-1103 (326 amino acids)
Cellular component (GO): endoplasmic reticulum membrane
Source: RefSeq, a predicted model, not a curated record
UUCAAAACAAAACACGUAUUCCACUGAGUUGGCGAUUUGAAUUGAAUUUCCACGAAAAAUCUACAUUCCUUCGACGCCGGCUUGGGCUAAUUAUGAGAAAAUAGUGACUGCCACACUCGAAAAUGGAUCUUUUGGAGUUUCUGCAAUUUGCCUUUAUUUUUGGUUCCUUAUUUUUAGUUUUUGUCUUUAUCACAUUGGUGAUUAUUUUGAGACUGGUUUCCGUUCCGUAUCCCAUCAUCAAAAGACACGAAGAGGAAAAGUACUUUACUGAUCCCGUAACUGGCACAAAAGAGCCUUUCGCGAAAAUCGAAGAUGAGCCCACCGUUGAUCUGAGUGUCAUUGUUCCAGCUUAUGACGAGGAAAAAAGAUUGCCAGUCAUGCUGGUUGAAUGUCUCGAAUUUCUCGAAGACAGAUGCAAAAAAGACACGUCCUUCAAAUACGAGAUAAUUAUCGUGAGUGACGGCAGCAAAGACAAAACUGUCGAAGUUGGCUUGAAAUACAGCAAAACUUACGGGACACAAAAAGUUCGCGUCUUGAAUCUCAUCGAAAAUCGCGGAAAAGGCGGCGCAGUUCGUCUUGGAAUUUUAAGUUCGCGUGGCAAGUACUUACUUUUCGCCGAUGCUGAUGGCGCUACAAAAUUCGCUGAUUAUACGAAACUCGAGGCCAGCAUGAAGGAACUCGUACCUGAUUGGCGGAACGAUGCUGUCGUAAUUGGAUCUCGGGCGCAUUUAGAGGAAGAAGCAAUUGCGACACGAAGUUUCUUUCGGACAAUUUUAAUGCAUGGAUUUCACUUGUUGGUAUGGAUUUUUGCCGUGCGGAAGGUCCGGGAUACACAAUGCGGGUUUAAAUUGCUGACACGGACCGCGGCACGAUCAAUUUUCUACAUUAUGCAUGUCGAGAGAUGGGCUUUUGACGUGGAAAUGUUGCAUAUUGCGCAAACUUAUAGAAUGCCGUUGGAAGAAGUCGCCGUGAGAUGGACCGAAAUUGAUGGUUCGAAAGUUACGCCGUUUUGGUCGUGGCUUCAAAUGGGCAGAGAUUUGAUUCUGAUAUGGCUCAAAUAUACCACGGGCGCGUGGAAAAUAGAACUGCCAAAGAAUGAGUAGAAAAAAUGCAAGAAGAAUUGAGAACAUACAUGCCUAAAUAGUAGAUUUUUCUAUUUUUUUUAGUAUUUAGCUUAGCACAUUUACACAAUUAGGUCGCUCCAAAUUUAUUUUUAUAAAGUUUGUCCCAGUAAAAAGUUCAAAAAUCCCAUUAAAAAGUUUAAAAAUGGGCUAAAAUAAAAAAGAAAAUGUUAAAAAUUUCAUCAAAAAUUAUUAUUUUUUUGUCGAAUUUUUCAAGAUUUUUUUAAAAUUAAAUUUUA